CGCUCCGCCCUUCUCCGGUCUUCUGUCUCCGGUGUUGACGUUAGCGAAGUGCCAAGAGCUGUUGAUGUGGGAGCGGCGGCGGCGGCGGCAAGCCGACAUCCGCCCAGCUAACAGCGCAGACAAGACGUGUUUUCACGCUGCUUAAAGCGCGGCUGCCCAAGUCCGCCAUGAAAGGCACCCGCCAGUCAAAGCCAGGCACGAUGUCCGCCAUCAAGGACGCGCACAUCGUCAAGAUCGCCGUCGAGAUGGACGAGCAAGUGCCACAGCUCAUCGAGUUCGACCAGCAGCGACCGCUCACGGCCAUCAUCCAGGACCUGUGCAACACCUGGGCGCUCGCCGAGCCCGAGCAGUACUCGCUCCAGUUCUCCGACAAUGCCCGCUCGUACAUCACCGAGAAGAACCGAAACGACAUCAAGAACGGCUACGUCCUGCGACUCACGCACAGCCCCGCCAAGACGGCGCAGGACAUCCUCGACAAGCUGCACUCGAACAAGCCCGAUGACAUGCGGGCGGCCCUGGAGCGUCUGCAGAGGCUUUCGUCUGACUACACGUUCGCGCUCGAGUUCAUAAACAAGCAAGGACACCAAUUACUCAUCAACAUGGUCGAAGGGGGUACCUAUACGGGCGAUCACUUGGCGCUCACUUUGCAGUCGUUCGUGGAACUCAUGGAUCACGGCAUCGUCUUCUGGGACAUUUUGGAGCCCAAGUUUGUCGGCCGCGUCGCCAAUCAGGUGAACGUCAACACAACUCAGGACACAAGGACGCUACAGGCCUCUCUAUCCAUACUGGAAUCUCUUGUACUGAACGGCACUGGUCGCUAUGCCAUGGUAGAUCAAGAAGUCACAUUACCAAAUCUUAUCAUGCACAUGCAGUCAUCAUCAGUUGAAAUACAGCAGUCGGCUGUGGCACUGAUCAAUGCACUCUUCCUUAAGGCCGAAAGCACCACAAAGCGCAAGACACUUGCGGCAACCCUGUCUUCACGGCAUAUCCGCAACGUCAUUGUCACAGCUGUCCUCCAACGUUCGCAACAGCAUGUUGGCACUGAAAUGGCUCAUCAACUUUAUGUUCUUCAAACACUGCUGCUGAAUUUACUGGAUGAAAGGCGUGUUGGUGUCGACCCAAAUGAUGCUGAGGCCCGCGAGCGAAUCCUCGAACUACGACGCAUCGCAUUUGACGUUGAAGCCGACGGUACCUGCAGUACUACAAGUGGGGGCCGGAAAGGGGGUGGCUAUGCAAAGGACUACAAGAAGUUGGGUUUCCAAAACCAUACCAACCCUAUUGAGGACUUCAGUGAACCACCCGGAAUAUUGGCAUUGGACAAUAUGGUCUACUUUGCUAGAAACCACACAGAAAGUUAUACCAAAUUUGUUCUCGAGAACUCGUGCAGGGCUGAUGAGCACGAGUGCCCUUUUGGCCGCAGCAGCAUUCGACUGACACGCCUUCUGGCUGAAAUCCUCAAGAUUGGUGAACCCCCUACGGAGCAGGGAAAGACUUACUACCCUAUGUUCUUUACACACGACCAUCCGUUUGAAGAGUUCUUUUGCAUUGGCAUCAUGCUCUUGAACAAGACCUGGAAAGAGAUGAGGGCAACGACCGAAGAUUUCGUAAAGGUAUUCAGUGUGGUCCAGGAACAGAUCAGCCGUGCUUUGGCAACAGAGCCACCUCUCAUGAGUCUCGACAAGUUCCGCAGCAAGCUUGCCAUGCUGACCUACUCGGAGAUCAUGAACCUUUGGCAGCAGGAACAGUCGACGAGGGAAGAAUGGGAGAGCCAAGCCCGGCCCAUCAUCGAGCUCCGAGAACAGGUCACACCUGAGAUAAUGGACCUGAUCCAGCAGCAGAGGGUGCAGUUCCUGUGCGAGGGCACACUGUUCACCAAGUACUCAGCCAAGGGUCACAGAAUCAAGGACAAGUUCUGGUACUGCCGACUGUCGCCGAGCCAGAAGGUCUUCCACUACGGCGACUGCGAGGAAAACGCGACGCCCAGCCUCGAAGAGCUGCCGCACAAGCUGCCCGUGAUCGAAAUCAGAAAUCUGGCAACUGGCCGCGAGUGUCCGUACAUGAAAGACACCCGCAAGGCGAAGUCUACAGCUUCGCUGGCCUUUUCACUCAUACCAGACUCGAACCAGGAGCCUCUCAACUUUGUCGCGUCGAAUGAAAAGAUCUUUGACUACUGGACAGAUGGCAUCAAUGCCUUGCUCGGCAAGAAGAUGGUCAGCAAGGAAACAAAGAAUGACUUAGAAACACUGCUUAGUAUGGAGAUCAAGCUGAGGCUUUUGGACACUGAAGGUGUGGACAUCCCAGAGAGCCCUCCACCACUUCCUAAGGAACCACCUAACUUUGACUUCUGCUACGAGUUUAAGUGUUAAUUGGAAAGUGAUAAUUGCUGGAAUGUGUGUACAGUCACUUUUGAAUUAACUGUGCUAGACAUUUCCUAUGUGCUUGUCCCCCCAUCUUACCAAGUGCUUUCGCUGGCUCUUUUUAUCUCAUCCAUCUGGAUCUUCUCACCUCUUGAUCUCCUGCCUGGCCUCAUCGCAAAGCUCUUCAUUUUGCUUGUUGGGACCAUUUUGAAAGUGCAAUUCAUCACAAUAGGUUUCCAUAUACUUGUCUGCUGUUUUAACAUUCCAUUAGAUGCUUAUAGUAGUAACUUGAAGUCACAUGUAAAAAUAUGGACAAAGAUCACGAGGUCAGUUAAACAAUAUUUUAUGCAGUUGUUUAAAGCUACUUUUCCUGUGUGAAUACACAGUGAUGUCCAGUAAUCUUGUAAACAGAGGCUUGCAACUACUUUCUUUGUGUUCUGUUACUUAUGAAUUAGUGUGGCCAUUAAGCUUUUUUUGUUAAACAUGUGUUUCGCUCUCCCAUCCUCUCUCACCAACAUUGCCUUCCAUUCAUUUAUGCUUAAAGCAACUUUGUUGUGAACUCUAGGAAAAAGAAAGUACUAUAUUGUUUCAGUAUUGUGGACAGCAAAAGUAUGUGAGGUACCGCUCAUAUGUUAAGAUGACACUUUUUAUUGCGAAGGCUCCAAAUUACAUAACACUUCAGUCAAGUGCACUCUUACUUCUCCUCACUAACUUCAAUGAAUUUUUCAGUUACUGGUGCUCACACUUGAGUUGUCUCGUAUGUUUCAUUUUUCCACCUUAGUAUAUUGUGUAGUGCAGAGACUUGAGCUAUGAAAGCUUUUUUAUAAUGCAACAUUUUUUAUACGAGUAGAGUCCAUAGCUGGGAUGAAGAGUCGAGCUCUGAAUAUUAGUGUAGAAUACACAAUGACAAGAAAGUAAAAGGCAGCAUGGAAUAAAUGUACGAUGUGGUCUAUGCUAAAAGAGAACGCAAGGUUAGUUUAUUGUCGGGACUUAACAUGGUGGCUUCCAGGUUAGUGCUGUAUAUGUGUACAUGCCUGUCCACUUCUUGGAGUGAACAUGCAAGCAACGGUGCAGCAGCAUUUGGAGAUGCACUUUUACGUUGUCUGCUACAUUGUGUAAGUGUGCCAGACCAUCAAUCUGGUGAGGCGAACUUUGCUCACACACAGCACAUGGUUGAGUCUCCAAAGCCAGAUGUUAAACAUAGGCGGCUGGCAGAUUCUCCACCAGAUGCCAAAUUAAGUGCAUUGACACCAGCAAGCUGUUCUUGCUUCAUGGAGAUGAAUUCAGCUACUACUGUUUUUACUCAAUGUAAGUCUAACUUAACACAAAACACAGCACAAGGACAGAGUGAAAUACAUCUAAUAACCGCAUUUGUUAUGGCUGACAUCACGUCCACAUAAUGUGCAGUGCAAUAUAGAACUCAAAGCAAUAAACUUAAAGGUUUACAAUAUGGGUUUGCAUUAUUGCCAUCUUAUUAUUGUAAAUGUUUAAUGGUGCCGAAAGGGAAUGAAAGCAGUGGCCUUUUACAUGCAGCACGCAAACACAAAGCUGGUUUGCUCGCAACUGUGAUGCAAUACUGAAGGCAGAGUUCUCUUUGUGGUUGCAUUGGCAUUGUGUAGAGUGUAGCAACGUGCUUGAAUGUUCAUCUCCAGAAUUGGCAAGCCUGUACAUGCAUGCCUGGGUAAUGCUUUUUUUUUUUUUUUCCCCAUGAUGAAAGUUGAACUGUUGCUUUUAAGUAUACCUUAGAUAUAAGAAUUUGUUUUCAAGACUUGACCACAAUAGUUUAUGGCAUUUGACCACAAUAGUUUAUGGGGCAUUAGCAUUGUGAUCACAACCUGUGGAGCUUGGGCACAUUGCCUCGAACUCAAUGUUUAAUUGUAGCUUUUGAAACAUUGAUAAAAUUAGAAGCAAUGUUCCUUUGCAGAAUGGCUAUUCGCGUUUGUUGUGGAACCAGUGUCCUUAAAACUUCUGUGCCGAACUAUACAGUUUUUGUUAAGUUAGCUGUUGCAAACAUUCCUGCAUAUCUCCACAACACUGUUUUGCAAAACAACUUGCAGGGGUACCAAUGCUUGGCAUCUGAACCACAGUAUUUCUGACACUUCCGGUAGUGUUGAGACGUGUCUGCGCAGGUCGCAAGAACAGACACUGACUGCAUUUACCCAUGCUUGAUAUUGAGUUUCAUUUUACGAGUACAUGCUUAAGUCUGGUACACUAGUCGUCUUACAUUUCCUCAAAGACCCUACAUGCAAGGUUGUAGCUUGCAUUAGAAUUUUGUGCCUGCUUUAUCUGUAUUUGUAGAGCUGCAUCCAUUUUUAUAUUGUGUGAAUAAUGCAGCACUCUACUGUUGUGCCUGUAUGAAGUGUAAUCGUGAAACUGAACGUUUCACCUUUGUGUACUUGGCGCCAAAUGAGAAUUUUCACUUUUUAACGAGAGCACAGGGCGCGAUGCGUUUCGACGUUUUAUUUAUUGUGAUUAUAUACAGCAAGAGCACAUGAAGACCGAGCAAAAUAAAAAAAAGAAGACUUAUGAAAAAUAGACAUGUGUGGAACUACCUAUACGCACCUUCUUGGAAGACUCUCUCUGAAAGACCGCGUUAUCACUCUCGACUAUCCAUCGCACAACGUAAGCACUUCAAGGUGCUGUGCUUCUAUUCACUAACAAAUGGAUCACCAAGGCAGUGGCUAAGGCUGUUGUCUUGAGUUCCCGGGGAAAGAUUGGAGAACUCUAGAGCACUCCCUAACAAAACUGAAGUGAUGCUUGUACAGCAAUUGCACACAUGAAUACAAACAAAAAAAGGGAACAAAAAGUACUCUGCAAUGUCCUAACACUUAUAUUAAGAACAUGAGAAUUUUUUUUUUAGAUUGUUCUUGUCUGGUACUUGUCUAACUGUAAAGGGCCCUUGACAUAUCCAAAAUAGAACAAAUUGAAAUGAACCGGUAAAAGCACUUUCAGGUCUCCUAAAAGUUGUAUAUAAAAUGAAAAAACAAAAAAGAAACAACUGCACACUAUAAAAUAUCAAUGGUACAAAAUGACAAUGAUGUCCAACAGCACUGGAAAAUCGGGUACUUGCAAAAGGCAAACAUUGGAAGCCUAUAUACAUAAAUAAUGCCUAGAGGAAAUAGUAUUUCUAUUGAUACAGGCGGUAAUCAAGUUGGACGUCACAAGAGUGGCUUGUAGGCUAAAGCACAGCACUCUCUGGUGCACAGCUUCAGAUUACUAAAUGUCGCACUAUCCAGCGAACACUAAAUCAGGG
This is a messenger RNA of Rhipicephalus sanguineus (brown dog tick), 5610 nucleotides long. It is a transcript of the gene Ced-12, whose product is annotated as engulfment and cell motility protein 1. Gene Ontology annotation, biological process: cell motility; actin filament organization. NCBI's taxonomy places the organism in Eukaryota, Metazoa, Arthropoda, Arachnida, Ixodida, Ixodidae. The record is from RefSeq and is a predicted model, not a curated record. The coding region runs from base 168 to 2366 and encodes 732 amino acids. Gene Ontology annotation, cellular component: plasma membrane. The transcript is spliced from 2 exons.